Messenger RNA from Lindgomyces ingoldianus, 1363 nucleotides. RefSeq names its product glucosamine-6-phosphate isomerase. Gene Ontology annotation, molecular function: glucosamine-6-phosphate deaminase activity; identical protein binding. The record is from RefSeq and is a predicted model, not a curated record. Lineage: Eukaryota; Fungi; Ascomycota; Dothideomycetes; Pleosporales; Lindgomycetaceae. The coding region runs from base 45 to 1085 and encodes 346 amino acids. Gene Ontology annotation, cellular component: cytoplasm. Gene Ontology annotation, biological process: N-acetylglucosamine catabolic process; carbohydrate metabolic process; N-acetylneuraminate catabolic process. The transcript is spliced from 6 exons.
CUGCUCACGAACAGUCCGGAACCACAGUAGACGAUAACUUCGCCAUGAGACUAAUCAUCAGAGACGAUCCGCAGAGUGCUUCCAAGUACAUCGCGGACUACAUUAUUGAGCGCAUCAACACAUUCAACCCAACACCAGAGAAGCCCUUCGUUCUCGGCCUGCCCACUGGAAGCAGUCCUGUACUCGUAUAUCAGAAUCUGGUCCAGCGGUACAAAGCCGGCGAAAUAUCCUUUCGCAAUGUAGUUACCUUUAAUAUGGACGAAUACGUCGGCAUCCCGCGCGAACACCCGGAGAGCUACCACAGUUUCAUGUACAAGCACUUUUUUUCUCAUGUCGACGUCGACCCUGCCAAUAUCAAUAUCCUGAACGGAAACGCCCCAGACCUUGAGGCUGAGUGUUACGAGUACGAGGAAAAGAUCAAGAAAGCCGGCGGAAUUGAGCUGUUUCUGGGCGGGAUAGGACCCGACGGACACCUUGCCUUUAACGAGCCGGGAUCCAGUCUCAAAUCGCGGACCCGCGUCAAAACCCUUGCCUACGACACCAUUAUCGCUAACUCCAGGUUCUUUGGCAAUGAUCUGGACCAAGUGCCGAGGAUGGCCUUGACGGUGGGCGUGCAAACGGUCUUAGACGCCCGAGAAGUCGUCAUCAUCAUCACUGGCGCCCAUAAAGCCCUUGCACUUCAAAAGUGUAUUGAGGGUGGUCUGAACCAUAUGUGGACCCUAUCUAGCCUUCAAUUGCACCCGCAUCCUAUGAUCGUCGUCGACGAAGAUGCUACCCUCGAACUGCAGGUCAAGACUGUCAAGUACUUCAAGAGCAUUGAGAGGGUGGCCAAUGAGUUAGGAUUCCGUCAAAUGUUGCCUCAAAAACGCGACUCCCUCGUCGAUGACCAUCUCCUCUUUGCUCCGGUUCCUCAAGAUAAUGGCGUCAAACUAGACGUUCCGCAGCUCGACAUAUCGCGCUCCGCCAGCCCAGUAUUGGAACCCAUGAGCGCUCGUAUUUCCGAUGACCCGGCCAGGAUGCUGAAAGCCAUGGAUUCAAACGAGGAUCCGCAAUUGCUCCCGAUGCACACUCGUGUCUCCAACUAAGGAUUUUGGGUACCGAUGGAUUGAUCACGUUUCACCUGAUAGACGGACAUUCGUUUCAAGCGAUUGGCCUUCGCUUCAUAUUGGAUAUGGUCAAAUAACGGUGGAACCCUUUGAUAGGGCCCAAAUUGUCGGUAAUGGACGAUUGCUUGCUUUAGUAGCACUGAUAAUUGUUAGCAUAGAAAUGGUUGAGAUCGUAAUGGGCUCGGGUGUUUUUGAUGACAUGAUGGGAUGCAUUUGCGAUGACUAGAGGCAUGAACAUGAGAUACCCGUGUGUGUAU